AGCCUUCCACGUGCGCUAAAGCGGUGUUGUCACGUGAGAUAGGGCAGCCAAUAGUGUAGCGUUUCGUGUAGGAUUCGCUCUAGAGUUACGGCCGCCGUGUUCGUCCGCCCAGACCAGGGGGGCGAAGAGCGCGCGGAGCAGCAGGCGCUUCAGAAAUGGCUACCACACAGUCUGUCUUCACAUUUGCUCUCUGCAUUUUAAUGAUAACUGAAUUAAUAUUGGCUAGAGAAAGCUACUAUGACGUUUUAGGAGUUCCAAAAAAUGCAUCUGACCGCCAGAUCAAGAAGGCAUUUCACAAACUGGCCAUGAAGUACCACCCAGACAAAAACAAAAGUCCUGGUGCAGAAGCAAAAUUCAGAGAAAUUGCAGAAGCAUAUGAAACGUUAUCGGAUGAGAAUAAACGAAAAGAAUAUGACCAAUUUGGCCAUGGUGGAGGACAAGGAAAUAAUGGAAGCCCAUUCCAACAGUCAUUUAAUUUCAACUUUGAUGACUUGUUCAAAGAUUUUGACUUUUUUGGGCAAAACCAAAACUCACGGUCAAAGAAGCAUUUUGAAAAUCACUUUCGGGGUCAUCGGGAGGCUCACAGCAGGCAAAGACGUUCUUUCCAAGAUUUCUCCUUUGGAGGUGGACUGUUUGAUGAUGUGUUUGAAGAUAUGGAAAAAAUGUUUUCUUUCAGUGGCUUUGACAGUGCACACCAGCACACAGUACGAACUGAUAGCAGAUUCCAUGGAUCUAGCAAGCAUUGUAGGACUGUCACUCAGCGCCGAGGAAACAUGGUUACUACAUACACAGACUGUUCUGGACAAUAACACUUCCAUUUUCUUCCAUAUUUCUCUUCCCGUUUCCUCACCUUGAUGAUUUUCUUGUUUAGUUGCUAGUAUGGAACAGAAACUCUUCUCUGAACUGUCUGAUAAACUAUUAAAGUAUUUAACGUAAUUGCAGUAAAGAAAUUCAAUUAAACUAAUUCUUGCAUCUGAAACAACAUGCAGCAAAGUGGGAGAUGAGUGCCCCGUUAUCUGUCUAGAAAGGGUGUGUGUGUGUGUGGGGGGGAAAUAAAUCCCAUAUCAUAAAACAAGAUAAAUGGUUACUAAAUUGAAAUAUAUUUCAAUCUUUUAACAUAUGAGGAGUUUUUUAUAUUCUUAACUUAACAUGACUUUUGUCUAUACCCCUGGUAGGAUGUUUGACUUACUGAUGCAUGUAUAGCCACAUGAGUUAAACUAACUUAUUGUGAAGUGUUACACUUAAAACUUCCUCUUUUUUUUUUUAAUUUAAAUUAUCCUUAUAGACUAGACUUGCAGUAUUCAGCUGCUGUAGACGACGUUGUGGGAACUAUGUAUAAUUCACACACAAUACAGCAGUGGAAAUUUAGCUCAUCUCCAUUUUAACUUGCAUGAUCAGUUCUAAAUGUGAAUGUAGAACAUCUUUAGAACCAUGUAAUGAACAGUGUAAGGAACCAUUGCCUGGAGUUUAGAAGUUUGUUUGUAUUUCGAAAUGUCCUUUCAUUGGCCACAAGCCUGUAAAGAUUUUAGCAUGAGCAUUACUGUGCAUAUGUGAGUUGUCUGACUCCAGUGGGACUACUUUUGUGUGUAAAGUUAUGUACAUGUAAGUCUUUGUAGAAUCCUGGACAUUAUCUAUCUAAAAAGUAAAUAUGAGAACCUGUAUUAUUGCAGUACAUAACUUGCUGCUUAGUUAUUUCCCCCUGGAAAAUGGGGUAGUGAAAUUUUUACUUUUUAAAUUCUCCUCAUGUUGCUAUAGUGAACUUAAACUAAGUAAAAUUAAAUUCCUGUGUCUGAUGUGACUUGUAGGUCAAACAAGUACAUUUUUGUAGUAAAUAGAUCUGCAAACCACAUUGCAGAUUUCUUCAUUUAAAAGAAUUAUUGGCCCAGCUUCACAACUUGAAAGGUAAACUCUCCUCAAAGUGAGUAAACAGCAAAAUUGAAAGUUAGACUUCUUGUGGUAUUUGUUUAGUUACAUUUGGCAAUUGAGUCUGCUGUAAUGGUGGCAUUUGCUGUACAGCCAUCAAUGAAGUCUGUAAGCCAAUAUAAACUGGAAGAAAAACCUUCAGUAUUCAAAUGUCACCCUAAUAGAUCUCUACAUCAAUCCUUGAAGAUUUUCUUUGAAUAUUAAAUAUAGGACUGGCUGGACUUCCAUGUAGUCACUGUAUCAAACUGCAUCUUUUCAGUAAGAUGGCCGCCACGCACAAUCGAGAAUUGCCAGUUGUGACUUUAAUUAAUUUUUAGAUAUACAUUUCACUUAAUUUAUGUGUGAACUUACUUUUUACAUUGAUUGAGCAAACAGAGUGCAGGCUUCUGUAAGUUGCAGUGUCCUAAAUAGAUUUCAUCUGUUUAAAAAGCCCUAGACUAAUUUUAUUAUAAGGGAGAGACUUUGCCCUUCAGCUCUCAUUUAAUAUUUCUCAGCUACAUCCUCACUCAUCGUGCUAAACUUCCCACGACUGUCAAUAUCGUCUUUUGUUAAAUUUCACUCACCUAGAAGUCUAGAAAGGAUUUUUGUGUUAUAUUAAGUGCUUUCUCUUUCAUCCUUUGUCUACUUUAUUUAUAAAUUGACUAAUACCUCAUAUUCUGUCUUUAUAAAAAGCCAGUAAUUUGUGAAACCUUAUCAGAAUGUGCAAUAUUCUUAUGGUAGAAAGAAAUUUUGCUUUUGUUUUUUGUGCAAGUAAAUUUUAAUUCUGUUGUGUACUUUAAUGUAAAUGUCUGCACUUUUUCCAUAACAUACUUCAUAUGGAUAUUAAUCCUAUGGAUAAAUUUAAGCAAAAAUAGCACCUGUCAUUCAUACAAUAUGGGUAUGUAAGUAAACAAAUAUUUAUAACUUGA
Messenger RNA from Mauremys mutica (yellowpond turtle), 2831 nucleotides. RefSeq names its product DnaJ heat shock protein family (Hsp40) member B9 (gene DNAJB9). Bases 156 to 809 code for a protein of 217 amino acids. Gene Ontology annotation, cellular component: endoplasmic reticulum. The record is from RefSeq and is a predicted model, not a curated record. Gene Ontology annotation, molecular function: misfolded protein binding; protein-folding chaperone binding. Lineage: Eukaryota; Metazoa; Chordata; Testudines; Geoemydidae. The transcript has 3 exons.